CCAACAUUGGAUUUAAGUACUAUUAAAUAGGUAUAUACCAUCAAUUUACUUAACAAAGUACAAGAAAAGAUCUAAAAUACAAGAUUUCUAUUCCGUUGAUGUAAUAAUUUUUCAGUCAUUUUAGUCCAAAUUCUAAGACAAUAGCAAGAUGGCUAAAAGGGAACGUGGGGUGAUGCAAUUAAUUUGGAAAAGUUUUGUUAGUUCUUUACGACCAGCUACGCGACAUAAAUUAAUUGGAGAAGAUUAUUAUGGAACCAAAUAUUAUGAAAUACCCGUUCCAACUAAUUCUACAAAGAAAGCACAUCGUUAUUUUGUACCUGUAAAUAAAGACGACUUCGACCAAGAACUACCCACAGAAUGGGAGUCAUGGUUAAGGUAUCGUAGGAGAGAUCCACCAUCUAAAGAGGAAAUAGAAACAAAUUAUGAAAUAGCAAUGACUAAAAAACAAAAUGCUUUGCAAAUAAAAGCCAAAUAUUCGAGUUCUGUAUCUGAAACAUCAAAGUUGGAAGUUCCAAAGAAAGGACAAGAAUCAUUCCCCACAUAUGAAGAAUAUAAGAAUGAUGGAGAAAGCUAUGAAAUUAAAAAACGCCCAUUGUAGACAUAGAAAAGAUAAAUAAAAAUAUGUAAAUAAAGUA
Molecule: messenger RNA, 635 nt
Organism: Hylaeus anthracinus
Lineage: Eukaryota; Metazoa; Arthropoda; Insecta; Hymenoptera; Colletidae
Product: NADH dehydrogenase [ubiquinone] 1 alpha subcomplex assembly factor 2
Exons: 1
Coding region: 149-598 (149 amino acids)
Biological process (GO): mitochondrial respiratory chain complex I assembly
Cellular component (GO): membrane
Source: RefSeq, a predicted model, not a curated record